This is a messenger RNA of Penicillium waksmanii, 1590 nucleotides long. RefSeq lists its product as uncharacterized. Lineage: Eukaryota; Fungi; Ascomycota; Eurotiomycetes; Eurotiales; Aspergillaceae. The transcript has 5 exons. Gene Ontology annotation, cellular component: membrane. The coding region runs from base 1 to 1590 and encodes 529 amino acids. The record is from RefSeq and is a predicted model, not a curated record.
AUGUUUUCUUCACAGACCGCACGGUACAUCUCCGUGGCUGCGGGAACCCUGGUGGCAUUAUCCUGCGGCACAAAUUAUGCAUACUCGGCAUGGGCACCGCAAUUCGCCCACAAGAUGAAGCUCUCUUCUACCGAGAGUAACCUCAUCGGUGCCGCUGGAAAUCUGGGCAUGUACGCCAUGGGAUUCCCCAUGGGCUUGUUGACCGAUGCUCGUGGACCAAGGCUCAUUACCUUGAUCGGUUCGAUCUGUCUUGCAAUUGGCUAUUACCCGAUUUAUUUAUCUUAUCAACACGGGGAGGGUUCGGUCCCCAUCAUUUUCCUGUGCUUCUUCGCUUUUAUGACAGGUACUGGUGGUUGCUCGGCCUUUUCGGGAGCGAUCAAAACCGCUGCAUCUAAUUUCCCUGACAACCGUGGCACUGCGACUGCCUUGCCAUUAGCCGCCUUUGGAUUAAGUGCCUUAUUCUGGUCCAACAUCUCGACGAUUGUUUUCAAGGGCGACACUGGUCGCUUCUUGCUUCUCCUGGCCAUCGGCACAUCUGUUCUCUCCUUCAUUUCGAUCCCAUUCCUCCGAAUCUUGCCACCAGAUUCAUAUUCAUCGGUUCCCCACCAUGGUCACGAAGACCCGUCCGAGUCUCAAAGGCUGCGUCGGACCAGUGCGUCGUCUUUGCCCGAGAACUCUGACGACUCGCACAACUCUACGGCUUUCGACAACGAGCAGUCAGCACACGCUCGUGGUCAAUCGGUUUCGGGCCAUCGCGGCUACAACGGCAACCAGGACGAAACCUCCUCUCUUGUAUCCAAGGACGAUGUGCGCCCUUCUUUCGACACGCUGGACGAUGAUUUCCUCGACGAGGUAGCGAUGGAGUCUCACCACACUGAUAUCAGAGGCUUAGCCAUGCUCCGCAAAGUCGAGUUCUGGCAACUAUUCCUAACCAUGGCCCUACUGUCCGGAAUUGGAUUAAUGACCAUCAACAACAUCGGCAACAGCACCAAAGCCCUUUGGAUAUACUAUGACGACAGCGCCUCGUCGAAAUUCAUCCAGCAGCGACAAGUCAUGCACGUUUCCAUUCUCUCAUUCGGAAACUUCCUCGGCCGUCUCUUCAGCGGUAUCGGCUCGGACAUCUUGGUCAAGAAACUCGACAUGUCCCGCUUCUGGUGCCUCUUAAUCUCCGCCGUCGUCUUCACCCUCACCCAACUCGCCGGCUCCUCCAUCUCGAACCCAAACACCCUCGUCAUCGUCUCUGCCUUCACGGGUAUCGCUUACGGAUUCCUGUUUGGUGUCUUCCCUUCCCUGACCGCACACACCUUUGGUAUCGGCGGUCUUUCCCAGAACUGGGGCGUCAUGACUCUGGCCCCUGUCUUCAGUGGAAAUAUCUUCAACCUGCUCUACGGAACCGUUUAUGACCGCCACUCCGUCGUCAAUCCGGAAGGCGACCGCGACUGUCCGGAUGGUCUGGCCUGCUACCGCUCUGCAUACUAUUUGACCUUCUUCUCUGGUCUCGCCGGUAUCCUGGUCUGUCUGUGGAGCAUCUUUCGCGAGAAACAGAUCCACAGCGCUAUGGCGAAGAAGUCCGACCACCGCCUCGCAUGA